GUUCUAAGUAUUUCAUAUCUUUCUCAUGAAAUUUGUCCUUACUCGAAGUUUCUCCUAAACAACCCAAGGCCUCGUCACAAUGGUGUACGUACGACAAGAAAAACUUCCCGGCCUUAAGCAGUACAAAUAUUCCGGUGUCGACCAUUCCCUCUUAUCUCGAUAUGUUCUCAAGCCAUUCUACACGAAUUUCGUGAUAAAAUGUUUCCCGAUGAGCAUGGCACCGAAUCUGAUUACUCUUACGGGUUUCAGCUUCGUCGUUGUCAAUAUCCUGACUUUGCUGUGGUAUAAUCCGACGCUGGAUGUGGAUUGUCCACCUUGGGUGUAUGCCAGUUGGGCUGUGGGAUUAUUCUUGUAUCAAACCUUCGACGCGGUUGAUGGGACUCAAGCACGACGAACACAUCAGAGUGGACCGCUUGGAGAGCUCUUCGAUCACGGUGUUGACGCAGUGAAUACUUCUCUCGAAUGUUUGAUCUUCGCGGCUUCGCAGAACUUGGGAAUGGGCUGGAAGACAGUCAUGGUCUUAUUUGCUUCUCUCCUCACAUUUUACGUACAAACCUGGGACGAAUAUCACACAAAGACUUUGACAUUGGGCUUGAUCUCUGGACCUGUAGAAGGAAUUGUCAUCCUCAUCACAGUCUACGCGUUCACUGCAAUCAAAGGUGGGGCGAGCUUCUGGACUCAAUCUAUGUUCAGGACUGUUGGUAUCCCACAUUACCCGUUUAUUCCUGAAUAUAUCUAUGAAUUGCCAUUCAAUGAGUGGUAUAUGGUUCAAGGUGGAAUUGUGCUGGUUCUCAACACUGUACAAAGCUCCAUAAAUGUGAUCAAAGCUCGCAGAGCUCGUGGAGACAGGUCUCGAGGCGCGCUUUUGGGUCUCCUUCCCUUCUUCUUCACGUGGUCGCUCAUCCCAGCCUACCUUUAUCUCAACCCUGAAAUUCUUUACAAUCAUCUCGUUCCUUUCGUUUUCUUCGCCGGGCUUGUCAAUGCUUACUCGGUGGGCCAGAUGAUCACUGCCCAUUUGGUCAAACUGCCAUUCCCUUACACGAAUGUAUUGAACCUACCGCUUGCUUAUGGCGUCUUUGACUCUGCAGGGCCGUUUUUGAAGGAGAAUUUUGGAUUUGGAUGGCCAAGUGCUCUUGGUGGUGGUGUAUACCAGGUCGCAUAUCUCUUCUGCAUGCUUGGUGUUGCGGUUGGAGUUUAUGGAAGCUUUGUGGUUGAUGUAAUUGUUACAAUUUGCGAUUACUUGGACAUUUGGUGCCUGACUAUUAAACAUCCAUGGAACGAGGAAGAGGAGGCAAAGAAAGCCAAUUAGAAUACCCAUUUACGACGAAUAUAAUGCGAACAUGACGGUAGGGGAUUUUAGCAGGUCGGAGCUGGUUCAGGGUUGGAAUGGCUGAGUUGGUAUUUGUAUAAGUAUAAUAUCCGGUCUGUUUAUAUGCCAUUUAUAGCGAGUUAACAGACUACUCCAUUUACCUCUGCAACCUUCCUCCAACUCGGUUGUGCUGCUAAGGUUUCAACCUCCAUUCAACGUGACACUGAUAUCAAGAUUGAGAAAAAGGCUAGCCAAGAUUAGUUUUCUAGUGGCUG
Messenger RNA from Botrytis sinoallii, 1584 nucleotides. RefSeq lists its product as uncharacterized. NCBI's taxonomy places the organism in Eukaryota, Fungi, Ascomycota, Leotiomycetes, Helotiales, Sclerotiniaceae. Gene Ontology annotation, biological process: phospholipid biosynthetic process. The record is from RefSeq and is a predicted model, not a curated record. The transcript has 5 exons. Gene Ontology annotation, cellular component: membrane. Bases 80 to 1309 code for a protein of 409 amino acids. Gene Ontology annotation, molecular function: phosphotransferase activity, for other substituted phosphate groups.